Molecule: messenger RNA, 384 nt
Organism: Sabethes cyaneus
Lineage: Eukaryota; Metazoa; Arthropoda; Insecta; Diptera; Culicidae
Exons: 2
Coding region: 1-384 (127 amino acids)
Source: RefSeq, a predicted model, not a curated record
AUGCCGAGCUUCAUUUUACCACCAACAGCACCGCCGGAAGCGUUUGAAAUUCCCUUGGAUGACGACAAUCCGGAAAGCCUUAUCAAAAAGCACCCCCCGAAACGUCUCAAGCGACUGGAAGAGCAGACGUCCGACCCGCCGAGCAUUGAAGACCUUGAGGAAAAGCUUGCCACCGCCGAAAUCAGACGACAGCAGUUUUUGGCUAGUCGUGUUCAGAAAACUACAACCUUGGAGCACUCCGAGCUGGAGGAAAAUUUCUACGUCCCGUCGGUGAUCGAAGAGGAGGACGAAACCGAGGAAGCGGACGGAAACGGUGCUACCGACCUCACCGAGGUUAGCGUGGAGAAGGAAGAGCAACGAAAUGAGACAUGCAAAAAUGGUUGA